Kazachstania africana CBS 2517 is the source of this 663-nucleotide messenger RNA. RefSeq names its product rRNA-binding ribosome biosynthesis protein NOP15 (gene NOP15). The transcript has a single exon. The record is from RefSeq and is a predicted model, not a curated record. Gene Ontology annotation, biological process: maturation of LSU-rRNA from tricistronic rRNA transcript (SSU-rRNA, 5.8S rRNA, LSU-rRNA). Gene Ontology annotation, cellular component: nucleolus. Bases 1 to 663 code for a protein of 220 amino acids. Gene Ontology annotation, molecular function: RNA binding. NCBI's taxonomy places the organism in Eukaryota, Fungi, Ascomycota, Saccharomycetes, Saccharomycetales, Saccharomycetaceae.
AUGGCUAAGAGAAGUGGUAUCAAGAAGAAGGAGGUGAAGGAACCGAUGGAGGAAAAAGCACAAGUUGAAAAGGAAGUUUCAGAAGUGGAAGAACAAUUAGAAGUUAAAUCAUCAGAAUCAGAAUCUGAAUCAGAUAUUGAAAAUGACAUAGAAGGAUUAUCAGAUAACGAAGCAGUAAGUGAGGAUUCAAAGCAUAAAAUCAAAAAAUUAGAUCCAAAGAAGCGUGCAGCUAAGAACAAACAAGGAAACACUAAGGAUGAUGAGUAUUCUAGUAUCAUAUAUGUGAGCAGGUUACCAAAUGGGUUCCAUGAAAAGGAAUUAAGUAAGUAUUUCUCCCAAUUUGGUGAUUUGAAAGAAGCUAGAUUGGCAAGAAAUAAAAAAAGUGGUAAUUCUAGACAUUAUGGCUUCGUUGAAUUUGCAAAUAAGGAAGAUGCUAAAGUCGCACAAGAAACUAUGGAUAACUAUCUAUUGAUGGGCCAUCUAUUAAGAGUCCGUUUAAUGGGUAAAGGCAGUAAGAUUGAAAAGCUUUUCAAGUACAGGAAGAGAGCUUUCAUAGAACCUCAAGUCAAGAAAGAUGUUAACGAAUUGAAGGAAAAGGCAGAGGCCAAACAUGAAGAAAGAGUUGCCAAGUUAGCUAAAGCGGGAAUUGACUUCAAAUGGUAA